Ruditapes philippinarum (Manila clam) is the source of this 1539-nucleotide messenger RNA. RefSeq lists its product as uncharacterized. The transcript is spliced from 6 exons. Lineage: Eukaryota; Metazoa; Mollusca; Bivalvia; Venerida; Veneridae. The coding region runs from base 51 to 1259 and encodes 402 amino acids. The record is from RefSeq and is a predicted model, not a curated record. Gene Ontology annotation, molecular function: protein dimerization activity.
UAAAACGAUUACUUUUGUCCUACCGUAGUCUGUUUAGACAGUUGCUUAAAAUGUCUGAUUAUAUUUCAGAUAUUGAUAAUUGUGUACAGUUUUAUAACAGGAUCUAUGAACAACAUUCUUUUAAUCAACAUGAAGGUUUUUCUAACACCUCAGAUGUAAAUCGGUUAAAAGCAAAUUUUGGAAUCGAAAGAGAUGUUUACAGUCAACGUUUCGGUCAGAGAAGAUGCAAUCAGGAUAGCAAUUUUUUUGAACAGGACUGCUAUCAAAAGGACAAGAAUAAUCUGAUUGAAAGCAUGGAUGUUUCCGACUUCAGACAACUCGAGCGACUGUCGGCAAAUCUGAUACAGUUGCUUAAUGAGGCUAGACAGAAUUCUGCAAAAUUGAAAUCAAAAUGUGGUAAUACGAGUAGACCAGUUUACAGUCACGGACGUGCACCGAACAGACAACGAUGCUGUCCACAUUGUGUUGCGGCCAAUGAGCAUGUUUCGGUCAAGAUAGGAAAAGAUCAUCAGCAAAAUAUUCAAACACAUAAUGCUGAACCGAUAAUGGGACAGAUUAACUAUAUGCCAGAAAGAGUGACAUGUACACCACAAGUGCCUUCUACCAAUGUUUCUCUGUGCGGAACAUUAAUUCCUGAAAACACCCCUGCUAUGACGGGUUUGACAGGGACAGGAUUUAACGAUACGUCUUCAAUAAGUUCUCUUGAUGAAAGUGAAAAAGAUCGAAAAAAGAAAAAUAACAAACACAGCAAAAUGGAAAGGAAGAAACGAUCAAUUGUUACCAACAGAAUGGCAGAAAUUGAAGGCUUGGUUCCAGCAAACGCUAAACGGUCAUCUUGCAUGCAGAAACGACCAUUUCUAAAAGAAUCGGCUGAUUAUAACAAAUCAUUCCAAACGGACCAGGACCAAGUAAAAAUAUUACAAGAUAAGGUCGAUGAUACUGGUCGUGAACUUAGACAUUUAAUACAGAGGAUCGAGCGAUUAGAGACUAAAGUUUCAACACGCUUUUCACACAAAAGAAUGUUUGACCGUCAGUUCGGCGAAGCUAAUGACAUACAUAGCAGUUCCCUACCACCAGAUGAACCUGAUAGGAACCUUCAACAACAUCAUUCUAAUACGAUAGUAACUGUUCCUCAAAUACUGCCACUGCAUGACUCUUAUGAUGUCAUAUCAGCACCAAUCUCUGUUGAUUCUCUUACAUCUGUACCUAGUACCUGUAGCUCAGGAAUGGACAUAAGCGAUAUGAAUUGUUAUCUUUGAUUCAACAAUGUUAAUAUGUAAUUUUGAUAAAUGUCUCAAAGAAUGAACAGAAUAAACUAUUUCGUCUUAUUCACUUGACCUGAAGUCAAGAGUUUCAUCAAGCUCUCCUAACUUGACAACAUAUUUACCGGUAUUUUUGUGUACGAAUGUUAAUUAUUCAACAACUUUAAUCACUAUUUCUCAUUCUACGAUGUGUUUCAAUUUGAGAACUUGUAUUUUGUUAGUUUAUCCGUUUCGAGUUCUCUAUUUGUUUCCUUUUCUAGUGUUCUGUCAUUAACAU